AUGGUCGCGGCGUCGCCGGAGCGCGAGAAGAAGAAACAGAAGCAGAGGAGAGGAGAGCAGAGAGGAGUGGAAUGUGGAAUAAUAGAGCUGAAGUUGCAGGAUACAGCUGGAUGCAACCUAAGGCAUGGGGCAUUGGCUGCAAAAUUCAAUAGAUCAGAUGAAACAGUUGGCUGCUGCUUCAGUGUUGCAAAGAUACUGAGAAGUGACUUGCACCGGAACGCAAAUCAAGGUGUCCCAGUUGAGCUCAGCGAACAAGUUGCAUCAAAUUUGUCAAAAAGAGUUGUUUCAGUUGCUCUGUUCGAUGGACAAACAGUGUUAUUUGCAUGCUCGGGCAUACCUGUAGAAUGUCUGGGGAAUGUUACAAGGUUUGUGACUUCAGCAAGAUUGGCUAAAGCUUUCAACGAUAAAAAGAAAGACCAUGAUGAUUUGAAGGUGUUAGUGCGCCAUGAAGACAAAGUCGUCACUGGGUUUUUGGAUAAAUAUGAUUCAUAUCUCAACAUUGCUGCUGUCAACGUCAUGGACAUGCCUGAUCUUCACACCUUAUGGGUUGCGCUCUUAUACGAUUCUUCUGUACAACUAACAAAACUGUUGACCUUGUAUCUUCAACCAGAUGGCAUGAUCUUGGUUAACACUUUUGAAGAGCCUUUCGGCGAUGAAUGUGGUGAAGGUGUUUGGAGUGAACUAAGUGAAACAACUUGUGACAUAUUAAAGAGAAAUAUUGUAGCACUCGCUUCAUUCUGUGAAGGGAAGAGGAUUUUUGCAUGCACGGGUCUUUUUAUUGAAUGGAAGGGGUUUACAGCAAUCUUGACUUCAGCGAGCUUGCUUAGAGAACCUGGUUGUGAAGAUCAGAAGAUUGUUAAAAACUUGAGGAUUGAAGUGUUGCUUCCAAACAAAGGUCGCGCGGAAGGGAAAUUACAACAUGUUAGUUUACAUUACAAUGUCGCUCUGGUCAGCGUCAAGGAUUUUUGUGCUAGCCAACCAGCAGUGAAAGUUGAACAUCGGUGGCCUGAUUCUGGUAAAGUACUAGCUGUCGGGUGCUGCUUCAGUUCCGGCAGACUGAUGGCUGCAAGAGGGCAAAAGUAUGGCAGGCCGAAUGUCCAAUUUGAUUGCAAAUAUCUUGGAUACUCUACUUGCAAAAUCACCAAGGCUGGGAUUGGAGGUCCCCUUGCUGAUCUUGAUGGGAAAUUUGUGGGCAUGAACUUCUAUGACAAGUAUGUAGGUCACACACCGUACCUGUCAUGGCGGGAGAUUGUCCCUCUCCUGGAAUAUUUUGAGACAAAAGGGCCUGUUGCUGAAGGCGGUGAUUAUGGUAAUCCAUCCGAUAAGCCUGACUGGACAAAGGAAGGAGAUAACAGUGUUUCCUGUAAUAGCUGGUUUGUACCGAGUCCACGUUGGUAUGAUCCUGACGUUCUGGAAAAGGUCGAGCGUGAAGCUUUAUCAAUAGUCCCCCGCUAUCUACCUUAUGACUGUAUAUCUGAAUCUGAUUCUGAAUCUGAAUGA
Messenger RNA from Triticum aestivum (bread wheat), 1500 nucleotides. RefSeq lists its product as uncharacterized. The coding region runs from base 1 to 1500 and encodes 499 amino acids. The record is from RefSeq and is a predicted model, not a curated record. Lineage: Eukaryota; Viridiplantae; Streptophyta; Magnoliopsida; Poales; Poaceae. The transcript has 12 exons.